GAAGUGCUCUUCACGCCAUAUUCGUGGUGAUAUAGCAUUCUUGGUUGACGGGUGCCGGGGCUGUCUUUGUCGCAAAAUUUCUAUCGAACAUGUAUAUGUCUUCAGCACCACACGCACAGCUCCAGCCUGGAAAACAUAUGGAGUAUCAUUACACUGGUCCAGUCGAGCAUCGUUUUAACCCGUAUACCUUCAACGGAGGUACAGUGCUGGCUCUUGCUGGGGAUGACUUUGCUAUUGUUGCAUCAGACACUAGACUGAGUGAGGGAUACUCAAUCCACAGCAGGGAUACUCCAAAAUGCUAUAAACUUACAGACAAAACAGUUAUUGGAUGCAGUGGCUUCCAUGGCGACUGCCUUACGCUUACAAAGAUUAUUGAGGCCAGAUUAAAGAUGUACAAGCAUUCAAAUAAUAAAACGAUGACCAGUGGAGCCAUAGCAGCAAUGCUAUCAACCAUUCUCUACUCACGUCGCUUUUUUCCUUAUUAUGUUUAUAAUAUUAUUGGAGGCCUUGAUGAAGAAGGAAAAGGAGCAGUUUACAGCUUUGACCCUGUAGGCUCAUAUCAAAGAGAUACAUACAAAGCUGGGGGUUCAGCGAGUGCUAUGCUCCAGCCUUUGCUAGACAAUCAGAUUGGAUACAAGAACAUGCAGAAUGUUGAACAGCUUCCAUUGACACUGGAGAAGGCCAUACAAUUGGUCAAAGAUGUUUUUAUUUCAGCAGCUGAGAGAGAUGUGUAUACAGGGGAUGCACUUAAAAUCUGCAUUGUUACCAAGGAUGGCAUUAGAGAAGAAUCCUUCUCUCUGAGGAAAGAUUAGCUUGUAGAAAGAAAGGAUUAACAUUGUUCCUUUAUUUAGCAACUCAUUCCUUCUUUCCUUUCUAAAUUCAUUAGUAAACUGUUUGUUUUCACUUUAUUGGGUGUGAUGCCCUCUGCAUAUGAAAUAUCUGAAUACUUCUGUAGCAAGUCCAAUGCUUUUCAGGUAUCCAUGUGAGUUGUUAAAUAAAGCAAUGUCAUUUAAUUAUAGUUUCGAUUUUGCAAGUUUUUUUCUUUUUUCUAAAAAAUAAAAAAAAAAAUUCUACUUGUCA
Messenger RNA from Spea bombifrons (plains spadefoot toad), 1080 nucleotides. It is a transcript of the gene PSMB1, whose product is annotated as proteasome 20S subunit beta 1. Lineage: Eukaryota; Metazoa; Chordata; Amphibia; Anura; Pelobatidae. The coding region runs from base 90 to 812 and encodes 240 amino acids. The transcript is spliced from 6 exons. The record is from RefSeq and is a predicted model, not a curated record. Gene Ontology annotation, cellular component: proteasome core complex.